Knipowitschia caucasica is the source of this 540-nucleotide messenger RNA. NCBI's taxonomy places the organism in Eukaryota, Metazoa, Chordata, Actinopteri, Gobiiformes, Gobiidae. The record is from the annotation of a GenBank genome assembly.
AUGAAGCUACUGCUCUUGUGUCUGCUCUUUGGUGUCGCUGUGGCCCAAACCACAUAUGAGCCAAUCGGGGAUGAACAGGUCAACGGACCCGACGAUACAGACAUAGCUGCGACUGAUGAAGCUGAAACGAGUCCAGAACGGGCCAAAAGAUCCUGCUGCAAUCCUGGAAGUUGGUGCACCGGCACCCGCGGAUCGAGCCAAUACGUCUAUAUUCCAACUGCCAGGAAUUGGGCUCAUGCUCAGGUCCACUGUGUUGCGCUGGGUGGAAGUCUUGCAGUGGUUCACGACAGUGCGACAGACGAAUUUUUGAAGCGUCUGGCCCAAGGAAGGCGAGCCUGGAUUGGACUCUCUGAUGCACAAUACAACAAUGUUUGGCUCUGGAGUAACAGCGAUCCUCUGCGCUUUACCAAAUUCUGCAGAGGAGAACCCAACAAUAAAGGUGGAAAUGAGGGGUGCACCGAGAUCAACUUUUCUAGCGCCAAGUGCUGGAAUGACGAGAAAUGUGAAAACCGUCGCCCGUUCAUCUGCCAGAAAAAGUAG